AUGAGUGAAGGGGCGGCCGCUGCCUCGCCACCUGGAGCCGCUUCGGCAGCCGCCGCCUCGGCCGAGGAGGGCACCGCGGCGGCUGCGGCGGCGGCGGCGGCGGCGGCGGGCGGGGGCCCGGACGGCGGCGGCGAAGGGGCGGCCGAGCCCCCCCGGGAGUUACGCUGUAGCGACUGCAUCGUGUGGAACCGGCAGCAGACGUGGCUGUGCGUGGUGCCUCUGUUCAUCGGCUUCAUCGGCCUGGGGCUCAGCCUCAUGCUGCUCAAAUGGAUCGUGGUGGGCUCCGUCAAGGAAUACGUGCCCACCGACCUGGUGGACUCCAAGGGAAUGGGCCAGGACCCCUUCUUCCUCUCCAAGCCCAGCUCCUUCCCCAAGGCCAUGGAGACCACCACCACGACCACCUCCUCCACGUCCCCCGCCACCCCCUUCGCCGGCGGUGCCGCCUCCUCCAGGACGCCCAACCGGAUUAGCACCCGCCUGACUACCAUCACGCGGGCGCCCACUCGCUUCCCCGGGCACCGGGUGCCCAUCCGGGCCAGCCCGCGCUCCACCACGGCACGGAACACUGCGGCCCCCCCGACGGUCUUGCCCACGACAGCCCCUUUCUUUAGUAGCAGCACUCCGGGCUCCCGACCCCCGGUGCCAGGAACCCCCAGUACCCAGGCCAUGCCGUCCUGGCCCACUGCGGCGUAUGCUACCUCCUCCUACCUUCACGACUCUACUCCCUCCUGGACUCUGUCUCCUUUUCAAGAUGCUGCCUCCUCCUCUUCCUCCUCGUCCUCCUCCUCUACCACCACCACCACCACCACCACGCCACAAACUAGCACCAGCCCCAAAUUUCAUACCACGACAUAUUCCACGGAGAGAUCUGAGCACUUCAAACCCUGCCGAGACAAGGACCUUGCCUACUGUCUCAAUGAUGGCGAGUGCUUUGUGAUUGAGACCUUGACCGGAUCCCAUAAACACUGUCGGUGCAAAGAAGGCUACCAAGGAGUCCGUUGUGAUCAAUUUCUGCCGAAAACUGAUUCCAUCUUAUCGGAUCCAACAGACCACUUGGGGAUUGAAUUCAUGGAGAGUGAAGAAGUUUAUCAAAGGCAGGUGCUGUCAAUUUCAUGUAUCAUCUUUGGAAUUGUCAUCGUGGGCAUGUUCUGUGCAGCGUUCUACUUCAAAAGCAAGAAACAAGCUAAACAAAUUCAAGAGCAGCUGAAAGAGCCACAUAAUGGUAAAAACUACAGUCUCAAAGCAUCUAGCACAAUGGCAAAGUCCGAAAACUUGGUGAAGAAUCAUGUCCAGCUGCAAAAUUAUUCAAAGGUGGAAAGGCAUCCUGUGACUGCACUGGAGAAAAUGAUGGAGUCAAGUUUUGCCGGCCCCCAGUCAUUCCCAGAGGUCCCUUCUCCCGACAGAGGAAGCCAGUCUGUCAAACACCACAGGACCCUCUCCUCUUGCUGCAGUCCAGGGCAAAGGAGUGGUAUGCUCCAUAGGAAUGCCUUCAGAAGGACACCCCCAUCACCCCGAAGUAGGCUGGGUGGACUUGUGGGACCAGCAUAUCAGCAACUGGAGGAAUCAAGGAUCGCAGACCAGGAUACGAUAACUUGCCAAGGGAUAGAGGUCAGGAAGACUAUAUCCCACCUGCCUAUACAGCUGUGGUGUGUUGAAAGAUCCCUGGACGUAAAGUACUCAGCCAAUGGUUUAACAACCCAACAAAAUGCAUCAAUAAAUAUGCAACUGCCUUCAAGAGAGACAAACUCCUAUUUUAAUAGUUUGGAGCAAAAGGACCUGAUGGGAUACUCAUCCCCAAGGGCCAGUUCCGUGCCCAUCAUCCCGUCAGUGGGUCUAGAGGAAACCUGCAUGCAAAUGCCAGGGGUUUCUGAAGUCAAAAGCAUCAAAUGGUGCAAAAACUCCUACUCUGCUGAUAUUGUCAAUGUGAGUAUUCCAGUCAGCGAUUGUCUUACAGCAGAACAACAAGAAGUGAAAAUAUUGCUAGAAACUGUCCAGGAGCAGAUUCGAAUUCUGACUGAUGCCAGGCGGUCAGAAGACUACGAACUGGCCAGCGUAGAGACUGAGGACAGUGCGAGUGAAAACACAGCCUUUCUUCCCCUGAGUCCCACAGCCAAAUCAGAACGAGAGGCACAGUUUGUCUUAAGAAAUGAAAUACAAAGAGACCCUGCAUUGACCAAGUGA
Messenger RNA from Budorcas taxicolor (takin), 2181 nucleotides. RefSeq names its product neuregulin 3 (gene NRG3). Gene Ontology annotation, molecular function: chemorepellent activity. Gene Ontology annotation, biological process: animal organ development; nervous system development; intracellular signal transduction. NCBI's taxonomy places the organism in Eukaryota, Metazoa, Chordata, Mammalia, Artiodactyla, Bovidae. The coding region runs from base 1 to 2181 and encodes 726 amino acids. The transcript has 10 exons. The record is from RefSeq and is a predicted model, not a curated record.